Betta splendens (Siamese fighting fish) is the source of this 2695-nucleotide messenger RNA. RefSeq names its product TBC1 domain family, member 15 (gene tbc1d15). Gene Ontology annotation, molecular function: GTPase activator activity. The record is from RefSeq and is a predicted model, not a curated record. The coding region runs from base 149 to 2101 and encodes 650 amino acids. The transcript has 17 exons. Gene Ontology annotation, biological process: activation of GTPase activity. Lineage: Eukaryota; Metazoa; Chordata; Actinopteri; Anabantiformes; Osphronemidae.
GAACCAUCAAGACCACCAGACACAGAGUCAGCUUCAUCUCUGAGGCGCAUGCGUGCAGGGGCUUCCCAGCGGAGGCUGACGUGUCAUUCUUAUUUUGGCGGUCGACGGGCAUGUGAUCUGGAGUCGUCAUCAGCGGAGAGAAACAAACAUGGCGGCAGAUUCUGUUUACAAGGUCAUAUUUGAACAUGAAGGAGUCUUCAUACAUCCGAGCAGUGAUGAAGACGGCAUCGAGCAGGAUUUACUGGUCUCAGGGUCACUUCGGAUCAUUGAUAAGGAUGGUGAGAUCUUUGUGGAGUACAAACCUCUGGAAGACGCUGUUGACCCAUCCAACAUGCUAUGUGCUGGAAAGGAUUCCAGUUCAGUAGUGGAGUGGACUCAGUGCCCUGGGGACAAGUCUCAUCAGAUGAUAGAGACUCAGCAGAGCUAUGAAACAGAGUGGGACAUGAUCAACACUGUAUCAUUCAGGAAGAGACCCUGCCCAAAUGGAGAGGGCUUCCUGAACCACAGUCACGAGAGGAGCAGGUGGACACUGACCUUCAGUGUCUGUGAGCUCAAGUCCAUCACAGUGAAGGAAGAAGGCUGGACCUUCCUGCUCUGUAAGCUGAAGGAGGCUACCACCACUAUCCCGGCACUGCACUUUCACCAUGGGGGCAGCAACGAGUUCCUGGAUAGCCUGAGGCAUUUUGUGCUGCUCACAGAGUCUCCAGAUGACACAACCUGUCUCUUGGUUACCUCCCCCAACAAAGCUCUGUCCCAGUCCUUCGAGAAUCUCCUGGACGACAACAGCUUUGGCCUCGUUCAUAAAUUCAAGAAGGACCCGUACGUGACCACUCUGGGUGGCUUCUCCAAAGUCACCAACUACAUAUAUGAUGCUUUGCGGGGGACAGAGGAGCAGCACCAGCGUCCCCCACAGGAGGUGGCCGACCUACUGGGGGAAAUUAUCCCGGGCCUGGAGAUCAACCAGCAAGAAGAGCCGGGCUUCGAAGUCAUCACCAGGAUCGACCUAGGGAUGAGGCCUCAGGUUACGAGGAGGCAUCCUCUGUCUGCAGAGGACUGGACCAAACACCAGCAUCCAGAGGGGAGGAUGGUCAACGUCCCACACCUGAAACACAGCAUCUUUAAAGGGGGACUGUGUCAUGCUGUGAGAAAGGAGGCCUGGAAGUUUUUGCUGGGCUAUUUCCCUUGGGAGAGCACAUUGGAGGAGAGGAAAGCUCUGCAGAGGAAUAAAACUGAUGAGUACUUCAGGAUGAAGCUGCAGUGGAAAUCAGUGAGUGAGGAGCAGGAGAGAAGAAACUCCCGCCUCAGAGACUACAGGAGUCUGAUCGAGAAAGACGUAAACCGAACGGACAGGACAAACAGGUUCUACGAAGGCAUUGACAACCCCGGCCUGGCUCUGUUGCAUGACAUCCUGAUGACCUACUGCAUGUACGACUUCGACCUGGGUUAUGUCCAGGGGAUGAGUGACCUGCUGUCGCCAAUCCUCUACGUGAUGGAGAACGAGGUGGACGCUUUUUGGUGUUUCGUCUCCUUCAUGGACCAAAUGCACCAGAACUUUGAGGAGCAAAUGCAGGGCAUGAAGACUCAGCUGAUCCAGCUCAGUACUCUGUUGCGACUGCUGGACCUGGCCUUCUGGAACUACCUUGAGUCUCAGGAUUCGGGUUAUCUGUAUUUCUGCUUCCGCUGGCUGUUGAUCAGAUUUAAGAGAGAACUGAGUUUCCAGGACGUUCUGCGACUGUGGGAGGUCAUGUGGACCGGUCUGCCCUGUCAGAACUUCCACCUGCUGGUCUGCUGCGCCAUCCUGGACUCAGAAAAACAGAAAAUCGUGGAGGAAAAUUACGGCUUCAAUGAAAUCCUAAAGCACAUUAAUGAGCUUUCCAUGAAACUGGACAUUGAAGAGAUCCUUCAGAAAGCAGAGAGCCUUUGUCUGCAGAUAAAGACCUGUAAGGACCUGCCUCAUUCUGUCAGUGUCAUUCUGGGCUUAGACACCCUUGAUCCCUGUGGCUCCCCUGCUCCUAGACCCACUCAGUGCUUGGACACCUGCUGCAAAGGACACCUCAGAGAAACCAGCCACAACUCCUGCAAAGUUGCCUUCAUGUCCUAGGGAACAGCAGAAAAAGACUGGGCCUCUCCUCACAAAGAGAAGAAUGUAAAAAGGAUUUCACAUGAUUCAGAAUCUUAUUUUUGUAAUUUUUUUGCUGCAUAUAGUCUCUGAUUUCUGAUCUCUCGCUAAUAUGAACUGUGUGGAUGGGAUGGAACUAAGGACAGCUCAUGGUUGUUUGUACAUGUGUCCACAACGUUGUGGUUCAACUGCACAUAUGAGAAUUUGACCUGGAGUACGUUCCUUCAGUGAUGGUCUAAACCUCUGUGACUUGCUGCUGUAAUGGGACACUUAGACUGAGCAGAAGAAUGAAGCAUGAUCAGUCGUCUACAGACAGAAUCCAGUGUGAAAAGACUGCAGGCUCCGACCUCUGACUUGUUACCUCAGGUUCCUGUAAUGAAGCUGCCCGAACCAAAGCUUCUACUCUGGCUCUUCUCAGUAUUUAUAGUCUAAUAUGAAACGGCUGCUAAAGGAACUGGUUUCCACUGGUGUUGAUCGGUGCUUUUCUAUUGCUAGUUUGGUAGGUGAAGGCUUUCAUGUACAAUGUAUGAAAUGUACAGACCACUGAAAUUAAAGGAUGCUUUUGGUUUCCUGCUU